Molecule: messenger RNA, 2133 nt
Organism: Brassica oleracea var. oleracea
Lineage: Eukaryota; Viridiplantae; Streptophyta; Magnoliopsida; Brassicales; Brassicaceae
Exons: 2
Coding region: 1-2133 (710 amino acids)
Biological process (GO): DNA repair; telomere maintenance
Molecular function (GO): DNA helicase activity
Source: RefSeq, a predicted model, not a curated record
AUGGAUAAAGGGGAGUGCACCAAGGAUUACCCUAAGAAGUUAUCAGAGCAUACACAUAUCGAUAAAACUGGAUAUUUCAGAUAUAGAAGGAGAUCAGACCCCAACAAUUUAUUCUUAAAAGGCAACAUUGAGCUUGGAAAUCAAGACGUCGUCCCUCACAACGUCAGUUUACUCAGAAAAUAUCAGGCCCAUAUCAAUGUUGAGUGGUGCUGCAGAACAAGCGCGAUCAAAUAUCUUUUUAAAUACAUUACGAAGGGUGUUGAUCGAGCUACUGUCCUUAUAGAGGAAGCAAAAAAAGGCGCAUCUAAGUUUGAUGAGAUAGAGAAGUUUCUGCAAUGUCGAUACAUCUCAGCGUGUGAAGCUUCAUGGAGGUUAUUUGCAUUCCACAUUCAUCACAAUCAGCCUAGUGUCGUUAAGCUCCCUGUACAUCUACCAGGCCAGCACUAUACUGCCUUUGAGCAAUCUGCUAACUUAGAAGAAGUUAUCUCAAGGGAAGACAUCGAGAAAACUAUGUUAACUGCAUGGUUUGUUGCGUGUGAGACAUACGAAGAAGCACGGGAGCUGACAUACGUUGAGUUACCUACUAGGUUCGUGUUUCACACAUCAGGCAAAUUAUGGACCCCAAGAAAGUUAGGCGGAGCAAUAGGCAGAGUGGUUUACAUCAGUCCAGCUGCUGGGGAUGUGUACUUCUUACUGAUUUUGGUCAAUGUUGUUAGAGGCCCUAGGUGUUAUGAGGAUGUAAAAACUGUUGGUGGUGUGGUUUAUAAGAAGUAUAAAGAAGCAUGCUACGCACGUGGGUUGCUAGAUGAUGACCGAGAGUGGCAUGAUGCUAUUGAAGAACCAUCAUAUUGGGCUACAGUUGUUAAUCCUUUAAAUCUUUGGGAUCAUACAUGGAAGUUUCUGUCUGAAGACAUCCUCUACAUGAAAAGAAAGGAAUUCAGAUUCCCGGGACUUGAACUCAAUGAUGAGCAGCUGAAACAAUAUACAUUGAUCGAACUUGAGCAACUCCUUAAGGAAAACGACCAGUCUCUGGCUGACUACCCUGACAUCCCAUUGCCAAAUAAUGCUAUUCUAACUGAGAUAUCGAAUACUGUCUUGAGACAGGAGUUGAGUUAUGAUAUACAGCAAGAGACUGAGAGUCAUCAGAGAACAGUAUAUGAUGCGGUGCUGGAAUCUGUUGAAAGUCAGUCUGGGCAGUUGUUUUUUGUAUACGGUCCAGGAGGAACAGGUAAAACGUAUCUAUACAGAACCCUCAUCGCGAAGCUUAGAUCAACCAGUAAAGUAGUCAUUCCAGUUGCAUCAUCCGGAUUUGGUGCACUAUUGCUCCAUGGAGGUAGAACAGCGCAUUCUCGCUUCAAGCUGCCCCUAACAAUGAGUGAUGUGUCGAUGUGUACCAUCCACAGAAGUUCUAUGUUGGCUACAUUGAUAGCAAAGACAGAUUUAAUCAUCUGGUACGAAGCUCCAAUGGCACACCGUCAAGCAUUUGAGACACUGGACCGUUCUCUCCGGGAUUUGUUGUCACCUGCAAAUCAAGACGCUUUUAACAGACCUUUUGGUGGCAAGACUGUUCUCUUAGGAGGUGAUUUCAGGCAAAUAUUGCCAGUGGUGCCUCAAGGAGGACGACCAGAUACAGUCCUUGCAUCAAUUAGCAAAUCAUACCUAUGGAAAAAUGCUAAAGUUUACACACUUUCCAUAAACAUGCAGCUAAAGGAGGAAGACAGAGACUUCGCUAAGUGGAUUCUGGAAGUAGGUGAUGGUGUAGCUCAAACUGUUCCCUCUCAUACAAGUAAAACAGAGGAAGGUGAUCCCAUUGUUGUGAGCAAACGAUUCAUGAUACCUUCAUCAGAGAAACCACAUGAAGCACUGGCAAAAGCGGCAUAUCCAGACUUCAUUCAUAAUUACCGGAACAAGAAGUACUUAACAAAGAGAGCAGUCCUCACACCUACAAAUAGUACUGUCCAUGAGCUAAACGCAUAUAUGCUGUCUCAAGUUCCCUCUCAAGCUAGAGAGUAUUUGAGUUCCGAUUCCGUUGAGCUGGAAGCUACACCAGACGAUGACUGGACAACCCCUACCCUCAAGAGUAUCUUAAUUCUCUUGAGUUUCCUGGACUGCCAAACCACAGGCUAUGCUUGA